Molecule: messenger RNA, 1350 nt
Organism: Xylona heveae TC161
Lineage: Eukaryota; Fungi; Ascomycota; Xylonomycetes; Xylonales; Xylonaceae
Product: thiamin pyrophosphokinase-related protein-like protein
Exons: 2
Coding region: 100-1041 (313 amino acids)
Molecular function (GO): 8-oxo-dGDP phosphatase activity
Source: RefSeq, a predicted model, not a curated record
UCAAACUGGAUUUAACGGAGGCAACGAGGGAGAGAGAAAGAGAGAGGCCGUGAUAGCUUACGGCGAGUGACUAGUUGUCUGAAUUUUUUUUUUUUUAGAAUGAGAUCCUUUCUUGAGCUAGUCGAGGACUGCGACAGCUUUCCCUACAGCUACCCCAACGCAGCAGCUUACCGCGACAUUGUCUCUCCACUUUACCACCUUAAAGUCGCUAGCUAUGAUCAUACUCUAGGCUAUGUGCCGAAAUUUGUUGCGGAAGCAUUUGAGUCGUUCAGCGCUUGGAACCUUAACCAUGAUGCUCAAACAUUGACGCUAAUUUCUGGUUCCAACGAGAACGAGCGAAGCGCUGUUGUUGCGCAGACCUGUCAGGAGCUCCGCAAUCAGGACAAAUUCACAGUAUUGAGGGGAUGGCGUAAUGAACUUUAUCCUGUUUAUGGACCUGGUGGGGUUCUCUUGUUUAAUAUCGAACGGGCUGCUAGUGCCCUGCUCGGCGUUGUCAGCUAUGGCAUUCAUAUGACAGCGUAUAUUCGCUCCUCCAGCGGAUUGCUAUUAUGGGUUCCGCGACGGGCAUUAAGUAAGCAAACAUAUGGCGGAAUGCUAGACAACACGGUCGCCGGCGGCAUAAGUACCGGUGAGGAGCCGUUUGAGACUCUGAUCCGGGAAGCGCAAGAGGAGGCAUCGUUGCCCGAAGCUUUGGUUCGACAAAAGGCCAAGGCUUGUGGCACUAUUACUUAUUUUCACAUUCGGGAUGAGAGAGCUGGCGGAGAGACCGGGCUGCUGCAGCCGGAGGUUCAAUACGUGUACGACCUAGAGCUGGAGGAGGGCGUCCAACCAUCGCCCUCUGACAACGAAGUGGAAACUUUCCAUUUGUGGGACCUUGCCAAAGUGCAACAUGCCCUCCAUGAUGGUCAAUUUAAGCCAAAUUGUGCUUUGGUUCUUUUGGAUUUUCUCAUUCGCCAUGGCAUUCUAGAUGCUAAGAAUGAGAAAGACUAUAUCCAGAUCAUUGCACGAAUCCACAGACGACUGGAAUUUCCAACAAUCUAAUAUGCAACAUACUCCAAACGCCGGCAGCUUUUGGUUCUUCUGAAUAUCCUGCAGCAAACUAGCUGUGCGCUGUCAACGACCGGAAACCCGCCAUCUUCCAAUUUUGGGGCAUCUUUCCGACUCCUCUUGUCGGUGCGGGGCGAGUAGACCGUUUGGAAUUUUGUUGCUCCGCCCCGCUGAUAUCUCCAUCAAAUUUUAGCUCGCGCUCAUUUCUUCAGAAGCAGAUAGAUAUAGUCGAUGCGGAGUGGUGUAAGCUUCUUGUAAGGCCCCUCCAUAUAAAGCAAUAGACCUCCGAAUGAUACAAAAACC